Molecule: messenger RNA, 1164 nt
Organism: Alnus glutinosa
Lineage: Eukaryota; Viridiplantae; Streptophyta; Magnoliopsida; Fagales; Betulaceae
Exons: 5
Coding region: 134-1051 (305 amino acids)
Molecular function (GO): catalytic activity
Source: RefSeq, a predicted model, not a curated record
GAAAAGAAGAAGCUAAAAAAAGAAAGGAAGAUCGUAAAUCACGAUCAUCUUACAUUAUCUAACAACUUUAUUGGCUCGAAUUUCUUCAUUCCUUUGUGUUUGUACGUCUUGGAAGAGAGAGAGAGAGAGAGAGAUGGUAAACUUUUUUGCGGUAUACAGGCUACUGUUGCGUGGACUAAUGAGGCUUGCUGGGGUGAAACCCCAAAUGGUGGAAAUAGAACCAGGAACAGUGAUGAACUUCUGGGUCGGCAACGACGCCAAUAACAAAGCAAGCAAACCGAAGCCUGCUGUGGUUUUUCUUCAUGGGUUUGCGGCGGAUGGUAUUAUAACAUGGCAGUUCCAAGCCUUAGCUCUGGCGAGAAAGUACAGAGUUUUUGUUCCGGAUUUGGUCUUCUUUGGCGGUUCACUCACCGACAAAUCUGAGCGGUCGCCGGAGUUCCAAGCGGAGUGCGUGGCUAAGGGUCUGAGGAAGCUGGGGGUGGAGAGGUGCACCUUGGUAGGGUUGAGCUAUGGAGGGAUGGUUGGGUUCAAGAUGGCUGAUAUGUUCCCGGACUUGGUUGAGUCUUUGGUGGUGACAUGCUCUGUCAUGGCCUUGACCGAGUCUAUCUCUGCUGCGUCCCUUGAGAGGAUCGGUUUCAAAUCCUGGCCAGAGUAUUUGCUUCCGGACUCCGUCAAGGGAGUUGACUUGCUUUUUGACAUUGCCACCUACAAGCUGCCCAACAUCCCUAAUUUCAUUUACAAACACUAUUUCGAGGUAAUGUUUGACAACAGAAAGGAGAAAGUAGAACUACUCGAGGCUUUGGUCAUUGAUGACAAGGACUUUACCCUAACUCAUUACCCACAGAGGGUACAUCUACUGUGGGGAGGGAAUGACAAUAUCUUCACCAUGGAAGUUGCCAACAACUUAAAGAGGCAACUGGGAAACAGAGCUAGGCUCCAACACAUUGAGAAAGCAGGCCACCUUGUUCAGAUGGAACGACCAUUCGUCUACAACAAGCAUCUCAAAGAAAUACUUUCAACUUUAUGGGAAGAUGGACACAAAAAACAGUGAAGCUUUUAUCGUUUGUCAUCCUUAAUUUUAAUUUCUAGCGACAAAGUGUCGUGUUUCUGUUUUAAAUUGAGAUGUUUGAUUGGAAAGUUUUGGCUCCCAGGACCUGUUCGAUA